Molecule: messenger RNA, 975 nt
Organism: Lytechinus variegatus (green sea urchin)
Lineage: Eukaryota; Metazoa; Echinodermata; Echinoidea; Temnopleuroida; Toxopneustidae
Exons: 3
Coding region: 283-750 (155 amino acids)
Source: RefSeq, a predicted model, not a curated record
ACCUCUGUGCAGUCUUGUAUACGUCUCUGCACUCUCUGAAAUCAAUAUGCUGUCAGCCAUUCAGCUGAUAGGCCUAUCUUACAGAAGCAAUUCGAUGAUGUUUUCAUGGUUAUGAUGAGGUGAAACAUUAUAUAAACCAGGAGGUUAUUUUAAACAAGGGAAACUUGUGAACCCGUCUACCAGACAGAACUGCAAACACUUCACCAGGACUUGGUUCAAUCAAAAGUUAUUUUUUUAUUCAGUGUUCCAGUAUAGUGAAUUAAGGAUCCCGAAACAAUCACGAUGACGACGAACAUUUCAACAGAAGCUAUGAUGACAACACUGACGACAAUGGAAGCUGAAGGCGAAGUCAUCUUCAAUUUCACAGGCCUUUGGAUCUCGAUCGGAGUUCUUGGAUUCUUCGUCGUCGUCGUCGUCCUCUACGGCCUUAUCAUCGCUGCGUCUGGUAAAUUAAAACUCCCGCAGAGAGCCGAAGACAAGGAGCCACUCUCCCCGGACCAUCGCGACAACGACGUCGAAAACGGUAACAAGAAAACAUCACUGAGAACCACAGCGGGGGCAAAGGGCAGCCAAGAAGCGGAGAACGCAAUGGUUGCCGAUGAGCCACCAUCGUAUGACAAAGCAGUGCUUGGUGCAUCGUCGGGCCAGGAGGCAGCAACAAACACGGACAAUAGAAAGCUUGUUGAUGGCACAGACGUCACGGUAGAAGUUUACGAACAGAAAGUUGAUACUGCCGACGAAAUGGCAUAAGGGUUUAUUCUAACAACUGAAACUGAAAUAAAUUAGGCCGAUUUGCAAAUCAAUUAAUUAAUCGUUGAAGCGAUCAGAUAAUCAUACUGAACAGAGUCAUAUAAUGAUAAUUCAAGAAAAAAAAAAUCAUAUUUUGUUAUGAUACACCUCCAUUUAUAGAUGAGGACAACGUAUUUAGCAUCAUCGGAGAUGUCGUAGUCUCUAAAGAUAUUGCAUAAUCAUUAU